AUGGCAGAAAAUCAAUAGAAAAGCAAUAUCAAACCUGCAAUGCUUAAUAUGAAAAACUUUCAAAUUGCUGUGGGAGCCACAUUAAUUCUUCAACCUUUAGAAGUUUUACAGACAUCAAUGAUAGCAACUGGUUAUUCAAAACAAAAUAUUAAUUUCAAAGGUUUAUCUCUAAUUGCCUCCUAAAUUUAUUCUCAAGAAGGAAUAAGAGGCUUUUAUAGAGGGACUAUUGUAUCAAUUGCAAAGAAUACAGUAUCAUUUUCAUUUUUUUUCUCAGGUAUUGAGAAAUAUAGCCCACCAGCCCAUUAUCCUGUCUAUCUUUAAAGUCUAUUAAAUUUAAUGAUUGCCUCUUCAAGCAAAUUAGUGGGCACAGUAGCUUCAACUCCAUUGGCUGUAAUGAGAACGAAAAUGUAAAUUGUUGGUAACAAUGAAUACAGCAAAAUUGAUAAAUGUUUCAUGAAAAUAGCAAGGGAAGAAGGCUUCUUUGGGUUUUAUAGAGGGGUCUUCGCUGCAAUUUUAAAAGAUGUACCUUUUUCUGGAAUUUAAUAUACAAUUUAUCGGAAUUUAUUAAAUUUGAGUGGUUUAUUUACAAAAGGCUAGGAUCCAAAAAAAAACUCAGUUUUAGUAGCAAUUUGUGGUUCAAGUGCAGCAAUGCUUGCAAUUAUGGUUACAUAUCCAUUUGACAACUUAAGAAUAAGAUAGUAGGCAUAAAACAAGAGUAGUAAUUUACUUCUUUUAGCAAAGACUGUAAAAAUGACUGAAGGUCUUUCAGGGUUUUAUUAAGGAUAUUUGCCUAGACUUAUUAAAAAAUGUAUUUAAAGUGGAGUUUUGUGGAUGGUGUAUGAAAAAUUAGCUUUGAAACAGAAAAAAAAAAAUAUGGAAUAAUGA
Molecule: messenger RNA, 885 nt
Organism: Paramecium tetraurelia
Lineage: Eukaryota; Ciliophora; Oligohymenophorea; Peniculida; Parameciidae
Exons: 4
Source: RefSeq, a predicted model, not a curated record